UGGUAACACUGAAUGGAGAGUUUCCUCCUCCUGUUCGUAGAUAUAUAACCUCAACUUGUCUCUCAAAUUUUUCUCUUUUAAUUUAUUUAACUUGAAUCAAAAUGGCUCGACGAGCUUUAAAAGCAAUUAAUUGGGCUGGAAUGGCAGAGUUGAUUCCAGAAAGUGAAAAAAAUAUGUUAGCCACCUUGAAAUCCAAGACGGAUCAGUAUUUACGAAAGGUGAACGAAUUUCCCGAAUCAGCUCCAAAAAUUGAUUGGCCACAAUAUAAGAAAGUAAUUUCUGUUCCUGGUAUGGUUGAUACGUUUCAAAAGCAUUAUGAAUCGAUGCAAGUACCUUUCCCCGCUGACAACUAUACUAAUCUUAUAGAAGCCGAGGAAAAAGAUAUAACUGGUAGAAUCGAAGAUUUUAAAAGACAGUGUGAUCAGUCCAUAGCAAAUUUCAAGGCAGAAAUAGAAAGAAUCAAUAAUACAUUACCGGUCGAAGAAAUGAAUAUGGAAGAAUUAGUGGAAGCUUAUCCUGAUUUUAAACCAAAUACUGUUGAGAAACCAUCAAUUUGGCCCCAUUCUCCUGAAUUCCAACCUGAAAAUAUUGCAAAAGAAAAAGUUGAAUCAGCACAUUAGAUAUUUUUUCAUCAAGAGAGCAGUGUAGUCAGAAUUAUACAAAAUCUUAAAAUUCAUCUCUUUCAGAGUAAAUAAAUAUUUAAUCAAAAUUAUUUCCAUUACAAUUUAGUUUAUUCAAUGAACAAAACAAAAAAAAUAGAUCUACCGCUGUCUAUGUACUGUUUGAAUAAAUAUAUGAUUAUUGUUUA
Molecule: messenger RNA, 808 nt
Organism: Leptopilina heterotoma
Lineage: Eukaryota; Metazoa; Arthropoda; Insecta; Hymenoptera; Figitidae
Product: ATP synthase subunit d, mitochondrial-like
Exons: 3
Coding region: 102-620 (172 amino acids)
Biological process (GO): proton motive force-driven ATP synthesis
Molecular function (GO): proton transmembrane transporter activity
Source: RefSeq, a predicted model, not a curated record